AUGCAAAUUGCCCAUCUCCUCUUCGUGUUGUACAAGCCCAGCGCAGGAAACGCUUGGGAUCUUGCCGGUUCUGCUUCGCGCACUGCUGUGGGACUAGGACUGCAUCAUGAGAGUACACAUGCGAAACUACCAUUGGACGAGGAAAUGGGUCGGAGAUUAUUCUGGAUCCAGCUUCCUUCCAUCUACGACGACUCGCUCAUCACCGACACGGCUGUGACUCCCGAAGAAGAGCCUUCCCCUCUCAAAGCUGCAUCCCUCCAAGUCUACGGUCUCCGGCGGAUCCAAUGCGAAGUCCUCACUCGACUACACACCUCAUCAGCACCUCCGUCAAACAUCUGGUAUCAGUCCGUUGUCGAAAAACUUGCACAAUGGAGGGUUAUCUGUCCUGAAGGAGCUGGGUACGCCAACGCGGAUUGGUUGACUUUACAUUACCAUGCAACUCUCACGAUGCUCUAUCGACCGUCUAGAGCAAAUCCGAAGCCCGAUCGACCGACAAUAACCAAAGCACUUGCCAGCUCACGCGAGGUACUUCGUAGAAGUAAGGACAUGUACCGUAUCGGAAGAGUUAAUUUUAACCGUCAAAAUGGCUGGAAUCUGGUACCUUCCUACGUCGAUGCGUUACUCGACAUCCACGUCUGCUCGUCGUUGAUGGAAGGACUUGCUGCUAUCACACCUGGGACAUCAGGCAUUCGGAACGCGUUUGAGGCUGUUUCGGGGGAAAUGAUACAGCAGCUUACGUCUGCCAGCAUCCCCAAGUCCACUGACCCUCUAGCGAUUUUCUUCGUACAUCCAUUGGGCGAGAUGAGCGGUGACGAGUGGGAAAAAACGGUUGGCGUAGCGCUACGGCUUUUGCUUUAA
Messenger RNA from Kwoniella shivajii, 858 nucleotides. RefSeq lists its product as uncharacterized. Gene Ontology annotation, biological process: positive regulation of transcription by RNA polymerase II. Lineage: Eukaryota; Fungi; Basidiomycota; Tremellomycetes; Tremellales; Cryptococcaceae. Gene Ontology annotation, molecular function: sequence-specific DNA binding; DNA-binding transcription factor activity, RNA polymerase II-specific. The transcript has 4 exons. Bases 1 to 858 code for a protein of 285 amino acids. The record is from RefSeq and is a predicted model, not a curated record.